This is a messenger RNA of Pochonia chlamydosporia 170, 1575 nucleotides long. Its product is annotated as ribosome biogenesis protein Rrp14-C. Gene Ontology annotation, biological process: ribosomal large subunit biogenesis; ribosomal small subunit biogenesis. Gene Ontology annotation, cellular component: nucleolus. The record is from RefSeq and is a predicted model, not a curated record. Lineage: Eukaryota; Fungi; Ascomycota; Sordariomycetes; Hypocreales; Clavicipitaceae. Gene Ontology annotation, molecular function: DNA binding; RNA binding. The coding region runs from base 1 to 1575 and encodes 524 amino acids. The transcript is spliced from 3 exons.
AUGGAAGCAUCAUCACUACAGGAUCGCCUGCGCGAUCAUGCAGCAGCCUUUAAUGGCCUUUUGAGUCUCAUUUCAGCAAAGGACUACUAUGGGGAAGAUACGACUGAUCAAUGGAAGAAGAAGAAGCAAACAAAAAAGGAAGCCGCCGCUGCUCGAAGAGCCAAGCUAGACCCUGACAGCGAACUAAACCGCAACGCCAAGGAGGUCAUGGACGAGCGAGCCAAAAACAAAAGGAAACUGAGAGAGAUGGAGGAGGAAGCCGAAGACGAGGAUGAUGAUGAGGAUGAAGAGGACGACAACUCCUUCCAAGCCAUCGAUGGCGUCGAGAUUGAGAAGCCUGGCGAAGGUCUGAAAAAGAAGUCCGAAGAGAGCAACAAAAAGCAGAAAUUGGCCGAGGAUGGAGAUGAAGAUAAAACAAACGGUACCGUAGAGGCUGGAGAAGCAGCUACCAAGAUGUCAAAGAAGGAUGCCAAGCGCGAAGCAAAACGAGAAAAGAAAGCAGAGAAGAAAGCCGAGAAAAAAACCAAGAAGCCAGAAAGCACCGACAAGACUAACCAGAAUGCCAACGGUGUGGCCAAAUCCGCGCAUCGCAGCCACGAGGAACGUUCACAUAGUAUAGUGAGCCAUUCCAAGGAAGUCGAUGCCGAGGUUGCUUCACGAUCCGAGUCCGAACCCCAUUCGCCAACCUUCGAUGUCGACGAUGAUGCUACAGGCUCGCUAAACGACCCAUCAGCCGAGCAAGCCAGUAGCACAACUUCCAUCUCAUCUACCAUCCCUCCAUCAGAAAAGCCCAAGCAUAUCAAGCUGCCUGCGGACACUACUGCCCUGCGAGCCCGACUUGCGGCUAAGAUUGAAGCGCUUAGGGCUGCUCGAAAAGCAGACGGCCCAGAUGGCAAACCCAUCCGAACCCGACAGGAGCUCAUUGAAUCCAGACGAGCCAAGCAAGCGCAGCGGAAAGAGCGCAAACUGGAACUCCGAAAGGCAGCCAAGCUGGAAGAAGCUAGAAAACGAGAAGAAGCCCUGGCUUCUAACUCACCCGGUGUCAUGAGCCCCGCUGUUGAGCUUGAUGAAGGCACUGGCGGCUUCUCCUUUGGCCGGGUCGCCUUCGGGGAUGGCGCACAAAUGUCUCACGAUCUUAGCUAUAUGUUGAGCCAAGACAAGAAGAAAGGACCUUCUGAUGCCAAGACUGCGCUGCUGAAGGUCCAAAAUCAGAAGAAGAGGCUGCAAGGGUUGGAUGCGGAAAAGCGCGCCGACAUUGCAGACAAGGAGGCAUGGUUAACAGCUAGGCGGAGAGUUGAGGGCGAAAAGAUUCGCGACGACGAAGCGAUCCUGAAGAAGACCGUGAAACGGAAAGAGGCAGCCAAGAAAAAGAGCGAAAAGGCUUGGACAGAGCGCACCAAGGGCGUCCAACAGGCGCAAAAGGAGAGACAAAAGAAACGAGAAGACAACAUCAAGCAACGCAGAGAAGAAAAGCUUCUCGGAAAAGCUGGCAAAAAGAAGGGCGGCGCCAAGAAGAAGAAGGGCGGACGACCUGGAUUUGAAGGCAGCUUUGGGGUUGGCGGUCGCCGAAAGUAG